Molecule: messenger RNA, 4924 nt
Organism: Quercus lobata
Lineage: Eukaryota; Viridiplantae; Streptophyta; Magnoliopsida; Fagales; Fagaceae
Gene: SFR6
Product: sensitive to freezing 6
Exons: 17
Coding region: 285-4013 (1242 amino acids)
Biological process (GO): regulation of DNA-templated transcription
Cellular component (GO): mediator complex
Source: RefSeq, a predicted model, not a curated record
ACAUUAAAAAAAAAAAAAAACAGGCCAACCCAACCCAAUUAAAUCCAAAUCCAAAUCCAAAUCUUUCACGCACACUCAAACCCCACUACUGCUACCACUACUACGACCACUACUACAUUCACACAGAGACUCUUUCUCUUUGUCUAAUCUCAACAGUGAUAUCUGUCGCCCUCAAUCGCGACUUUCCACCACUCACAUCACAUUUCUCUUUCUUUUCCUCUUAUUAUUAUUAUUAUAAUUAUUAUUAUUAUUAUAUAUACCAAUUUGUUUUUAGGGUUUUCGCUAUGAAUCGACAAGUCGCUGAAGAAGAGUCUCAGUCCCAGGACUUGAUCGAGCUUUCUAAGGGCUCAGAGAAGAAAACAGAAUUACUAAUUUCUGAAAAAGAAGAAGACGAAGAAGAAGAAGAAGAGCCUUUGGAGAAAGAAAAGCCUGACGAUCCAAUGGAGGAAGACUCAGUGAGUCCCGCCACCGUGUUCUGUAUUCGCCUCAAGCAGCCUCGCUCCAAUUUGCAACACAAGAUGAGCGUUCCCGAGCUUUGUCGCAAUUUUAGUGCUGUUGCUUGGUGUGGAAAACUGAAUGCUAUAGCUUGUGCAUCAGAGACCUGUGCAAGAAUUCCAAGUUCUAAUGCAAAUCCACCAUUUUGGAUCCCCAUACAUAUUGUGAUUCCAGAGCGACCAACUGAGUGUGCAGUGUUCAAUGUCACAGCUGAUUCUCCUCGUGAUUCUGUUCAGUUUAUUGAAUGGUCUCCUACUUCCUGCCCUCGUGCCUUGCUAAUCGCUAAUUUUCAUGGGAGGAUAACUAUUUGGACUCAGCCCUCUCAGGGGCCAGCUAAUCUGGUACGUGAUGCUAGCUGCUGGCUGCCUGAACAUGAAUGGCGACAGGAUAUUGCUGUUGUUACAAAGUGGUUAUCAGGGGUGUCUCCGUAUAGGUGGCUUUCCUCGAAAUCCAGUGCUUCCACAAGCUCAAAGUCAACUUUUGAGGAAAAAUUCCUUUCGCAGCAGUCUCAAACUUCAGCUCGGUGGCCCAACUUUCUUUGCGUCUGUUCUGUUUUCUCAUCAGGCUCUGUUCAACUUCAUUGGUCCCAGUGGCCUUCUAGUCAUAAUGGUGCAGUGUCUAAGUGGUUUGGCACAAGCAAAGGACUUUUGGGUGCUGGACCUAGCGGGAUCAUGGCUGCUGAUGCCAUCAUAACAGAUAGUGGUGCCAUGCAUGUGGCAGGUGUUCCUAUCGUGAACCCAUCCACCGUAGUUGUUUGGGAGGUGACUCCUGGUCCUGGAAAUGCAUUUCAAGCAACUCCAAAGACAAGUUUGAGCAAUGGGGUUCCACCUUCUCUUAACCCUCCAUGUUGGCCAGGUUUUGCCCCUUUGGCUGCAUAUUUAUUUAGUUGGCAGGAAUAUUUAAUAUCUGAAGCAAAGCAAGGAAAAAGGACAGAUCAAGAUCUCAGCGAGACAGUGCCACUUCAUUGCUCACCAGUUUCAAAUUUUUCUGCAUAUGUGAGUCCUGAGGCUGCAGCUCAAUCUGCAGCAACCACUACAUGGGGUUCUGGGGUUACUGCAGUAGCCUUUGAUCCAACUCGUGGCGGUUCUGUGCUAGCUGUUGUUAUAGUUGAGGGACAGUACAUGUCCCCUUAUGAUCCGGAUGAGGGUCCUUCGAUCACAGGGUGGAGAGUGCAACGUUGGGAAUCAUCUCUUAAACCUGUUGUCCUCCAUCAAAUAUUUGGAAAUCCCACUUCUAGUUAUGGUGGGCAGGCACCCAUGCAAACAGUUUGGGUGUCCAAAGUGGAUACAAGCAUUACACCAACUAAUGAUUUUAAAUCUCACCAAGCAGCUGCAACAGGACCAACUUCUGAUGCAAGGAAGAUAUCUGAUUCUGGUGCUGACAAGAGGAAAAAGGUCAUUUUUGAUCCCUUUGAUCUACCAAGUGAUGUAAGGACACUUGCUCGAAUUGUCUAUUCUGCUCAUGGUGGUGAGAUUGCUAUUGCUUUUCUGCGGGGUGGGGUCCACAUUUUUUCUGGUCCAAACUUUGCACCUGUUGAUAACUACCAGAUUAAUGUUGGAUCUGCAAUUGCUGCUCCUGCCUUCUCUUCUACAAGCUGCUGCUCAGGUUCUGUUUGGCAUGACACUAGCAAGGACCGUACUAUGUUGAAGAUAAUUCGUGUUCUUCCUCCUGCUGUCCCAAGUAGUCAAGCGAAGGCCAACUCAUCAACCUGGGAGCGUGCAAUUGCUGAGAGAUUUUGGUGGAGCCUUCUGGUUGGAGUUGAUUGGUGGGAUGCUGUUGGCUGUACACAGAGUGCAGCAGAGGAUGGCAUUGUUUCUCUGAACAGUGUCAUUGCAGUCUUGGAUGCGGAUUUUCAUUCUCUUCCUUCCACACAGCACAGGCAACAGUAUGGUCCUAGUCUAGACAGGAUAAAAUGCAGGCUACUUGAAGGUACAAAUGCUCAAGAAGUUAGAGCAAUGGUUCUUGAUAUGCAAGCAAGGUUGUUGCUGGAUAUGCUGGGGAAAGGAAUUGAAUCAGCUUUGAUAAAUCCUUCGGCUUUAGUAGCUGAGCCAUGGCAGGCAUCUGGUGAGACGUUAUCUGGCAUUGAUCCUGAAAUAAUGGCUGUUGAACCAGCUCUAGUUCAGAGUAUUCAGGCUUAUGUUGAUGCCGUUCUUGAUCUAGCUUCGCAUUUCAUUACACGUUUGAGGCGCUAUGCAAGUUUCUGUCGCACAUUGGCCAGUCAUGCUGUUACUGCUGGCACUGGAAGCAAUCGCAAUAUGGUGGCCAGUCCUACCCAAAGUUCUGCAACUCCUGCACCAAGUCAGGGAGGUCAAAGUGGUACCACAAGCUCCACUGGAAGCACCCAAAUGCAAGCCUGGGUACAAGGUGCUAUUGCUAAGAUUAGUAGCACAACUGAUGGAGUGUCCAAUUCAACUCCUAACCCUAUAAGUGGUCCAUCAUCUUUCAUGCCGAUAAGCAUUAACACAGGAACUUUUCCAGGAACACCAGCUGUUAGGCUCAUUGGGGAUUGCCAUUUCCUUCAUCGAUUAUGCCAACUUCUGCUUUUCUGUUUUUUCUUCCGACGAUCACUUCCCCGCUUUCUUGGGGCUGCACAAAGAAAUGCCGAUACAAAUAUGCAAAAACCACAACCUAGUGCUUCUGCCAAGGUGGAGGAGAUCAAUUCUGUGUCUGCAAAGCCAUCUUCAUCCAUGGCCAGGUCAGAUGAUGGUCAGGUAGCUCGAGCUAGUCAACUCAUACCUGGGGUAAAAGGAGUGGAAGAAGGAUCUGGUGUCCGGUCAAGAUUAGGAUAUGGAAAUGCUGGUCAAGGAUACACUUUUGAGGAGGUAAAGGUCCUUUUCCUCAUACUUAUGGACCUCUGUCGGCGAACCGCUGCCCUGGCACAUCCCUUGCCAGUUUCUCAGGUGGGGAGCAGCAACAUCCAGGUGCGGCUGCAUUACAUUGAUGGGAAUUAUACAGUACUUCCAGAGGUUGUAGAAGCAUCUCUUGGCCCUCAUAUGCAGAAUAUGCCCCGGCCUAGAGGUGCAGAUGCUGCUGGUCUGUUACUCCGUGAGCUAGAACUCCAUCCUCCUGCCGAAGAGUGGCACAGGAGGAAUAUGUAUGGUGGGCCUUGGUCUGAUCCAGAUGAUAUGAGUCCUGUAGAUGACUCUCCUAAGUUAAGUAAUUCUGGAGACAUGCUUGAUUUCAACUCGUUGGAAAAUUGUGAUGCUUAUAAUGGUGCCCAUAGCCUGUGGCCAAGGAAGCGCAGGAUGUCUGAAAGAGAUGCAGCUUUUGGCUUGAACACUUCUGUUGGCCUUGGGGCAUAUCUGGGAAUUAUGGGUUCUCGUAGAGAUGUUGUUACUGCCGUGUGGAAGACUGGUCUUGAAGGUGUCUGGUACAAGUGCAUAAGAUGUUUGCGGCAGACUUCAGCUUUUACCUCACCAGGUCCUGCACCUAAUCAAAAUGACCGGGAAAGUUGGUGGAUCAGCCGCUGGGCUUACGGCUGUCCAAUGUGUGGUGGAACAUGGGUUCGAGUUGUAUAGAUGACUGUUUUAUCUGUUAGGUGCUCUCCUGUCCCUAGUUAUGUGGGAACCAGUCCUUUGGUGAUGAAUACAUGUAUCGUAGUUGAUUAUUGACAAUAUACCAAGUAUAAUGCGGACUGGUCAUUUAGAGGAGAGGUGUUGGUUUUGGGGAUAAAGUCUGAAGAUUUUCUUUCCCAGUGGUCCACUUCACUUGGAUCUGAUGAUAGUUGCAAUCCUAUUUAUUUAUAUUUAUAAUUAUAAUUUUGUUGAGUUCUAAUUAUGCGAGAAGAAUCUUCUGUUGGAUCUGCAAGUUGGAGCUUUAGGUCAAUAUUAUCCCAAAAUGACUAGUCUUCUCCCCUCUAAUGUGACCAAGUUUUUCUGCAGCAAUAGUAGGAAUGAAGCCCCUCAAUGUUUGCCCCAGGCCUGUACAUAUUAGCCCUUCUCAGGGUAUUCCCCCCAAGAAUAAAAUGGAUGUGUAAUGUGUACUGAUUAUUUUUUUUUUUUUUUACUUCUAAUUUUCGUAUAUCCGAUAGCAUUUCAGAUGAGUCUUUUGAGCAUGAGGGCAAAUUGUCAACACUAACAGACUGACUGUGAAGGACCUUAACCAUGAGUGCAGAUUGUGAAUCAUCUUGAUAUAUCUAUUCCACGUGUAUUGCUGGAAAUCUCUACCUGAUGGAUAAAUCUAUGAAUCUUUGUUGUGGCUGCUGGGAUAUAAUUGGCAAAUUGUUGCAGAGGCAAACAGUUCGCUUGUGAUUAAAGGAUUGUUACUUUAGUAGUACAAGCUGCUUCCCUGAGUCGGCUGGCAGAUGCCUAUUAGGUUUUAUAAUACAUUACAUUGGAAAAGAGCCAAAGCUUUUCUUUUGGUUACUGUAAUUUCUUAAGGGUAAAUUGAAAAUUACAUUCCUAUAAUUUAGAGGUGAUUGGAUUUUACA